This is a messenger RNA of Solenopsis invicta (red fire ant), 2857 nucleotides long. RefSeq names its product U3 small nucleolar RNA-associated protein 6 homolog. The transcript is spliced from 9 exons. Gene Ontology annotation, biological process: maturation of SSU-rRNA from tricistronic rRNA transcript (SSU-rRNA, 5.8S rRNA, LSU-rRNA). NCBI's taxonomy places the organism in Eukaryota, Metazoa, Arthropoda, Insecta, Hymenoptera, Formicidae. Gene Ontology annotation, cellular component: Pwp2p-containing subcomplex of 90S preribosome; small-subunit processome. The coding region runs from base 243 to 2024 and encodes 593 amino acids. The record is from RefSeq and is a predicted model, not a curated record. Gene Ontology annotation, molecular function: snoRNA binding; protein binding.
AGAGACAGCUCGAGAGGAAAGGAGAUAACAGAUAGUCGAUUCGAUGGCCACAUUGAAGAGUGAAACGAGAUAAGUUAUCCCCUCCAGCUGCAUGCUGGCAAAAAGGCGUCCGAACUGGCAACUGGAAAUACGUAUUGUCUACAGAUUUGCAGGCAUCCACUGUGUUUACUCACAAAUAUUUUCCACUCGUUUCUUUUCAUUGAGUUAAAGUCUGUCCAAGUGUUUUCUAAGAUUCCUGAGACAUGGCGGAAUUUGUAGAGAAGCGGUUGCAGGACAUGAUUCCUGCGCUGGAGCAAAUGGAGAAGUUAAAACUUUUUGAUAAAAACGAGAUUAAAAGCAUUACCAAAAAACUCGGAAAUUACGAGUAUAAAAUUCAACGACUCACAAAGUGUAAGGAAGAUUAUCUUCGAUAUAUACAGUACCAAAUGGACCUGUUAAAGUUGGUUAAGCAACGGCAGGAUAAACAUGGUAUUACUCUAAAGACAUCAGACAUAGAACAUAGACUAACUAAUAAGAUGAAUAAAUUAUAUCAAGAUGCAAUAUUUAAAUUUCAAGAUGAUAUUCGAUUUUGGAUUGCCUAUAUGAAGUUUUGUAAGCAUGUGCACUUUCAGGGAAAUAUCAACACUAUAUUGGGCAAAGUGCUGCAAAUGCACAGAGAUAAACCAAAAUUCUGGCACAUAGCGGCAUGUUGGGAAUUAGAGGAAAAUAAUGAUAAAGAGAAAGCACGGCAUUAUCUUCUUAGAGGUUUACAGACACAUCCUGAUUCUCAAUUAUUAUAUAUUGACUCUUUUAAGUUUGAAUUGAACAAUCCUUUAGAUCCAGCUCCUAGUAAUGAAAAUACCGAGAACCAGGGAAACAACUCGGUCACAAACGAUAGUGAGAUACCACGUCCAUUGAAACCAGCAUUCUUUGUAUACCAACAGGCUUUUGAGCGCAUUAAGGAUAUUAAAUUUAUAAUAGAGUUGCUUAAUAUCACAAACGACUACAAUAAUAUUGAGCCGUUGCAGAAAAAGAUCAUCUAUGACAUGAUUCAGGAGUACUCUCAUGAACCCUUGAUGUGGGAUACAAUGGCGCGUCGUGAAUUACAAGGUCUAGUGCAACCAGAUUUCAGUGGCACACCAAUGGAAAUAGACGCCGAACAGAUUACUUUGAGAGAUCGCAUUACAUCAUGCAUCGCUGUUUACCAAGCUGCUGUUAAAACAAUCAAAACUGCAGAGAUCUGGUCUUUGUAUAUAAAAUGUUUAUUGGAAAUUAAUCGUGAUCUUCGUUCGUUACCAAAUUUUAAACGUAAACUCUUAAAAACUGCUUUGAUGCAAGCUCAUCAGGCGAAAAAAUUGAAAGAGGAGCACUAUUUACAUUGGAUUGAUAUGUUGAAUGCGGACAAGGAGCACAAUGAAGACGUGCGGAAAAAAUUAGAAGAGGUGUUGCGCGGAGCGACCGAUGCUCUGCCAAAUAGCGUCAGUAUUUGGCACGCACGACUCAAAUAUUUGUUGCAGUGUGGCCUGGAGGAGGAAGCAUAUACUUUAUUUCCGAAGGUAACGGAAAUAUUGGGCGGGAAAGCGUUACCCUUAUGGAAAAUGCGUAUCUUGCAUGCACAAAUAAAAAGCUCGGAAAAGGCUGAGAAGAGCUUUCAAGCGGCUUUGGUACAACCAUCGAUAGCAAAAAAUAUUCAGCCUAUGUGGCUUGAAUGGCUCGUUUUAGCGAAAGACAUACAUGCUGUUCGCACCGCGUACUGGGGUUUUUGUAAAUCAAUGUCUUCUUCGUUGGAAUUGCACAAGGAGAUGAUCAAGUUGGACCUUUUACAACCGGAGAUCGAGGCGAAAAACGUGCGGGAAUAUUACGAAAAUGCGACACGGCAGUUUGGGACCAACAACACAGCCCUCUGGCUAGAAUAUAUCGAGUUCGAGAAGAAAUACGGAGACGGGAAAAAAAUCGACAAUAUCUACCAACGGGCACUCAGGACGUUAGAUCGUAGCUUAACAUACACCUUUAUGGCGGAUUACAGCUUGAUUACGGCUCGUUAGAUCUGUUCUUUUUAGCUAAACUUCACACAGUUCAUGUUUUUUCUUUUUUUCUUUAACGAAAAAAAAGGAAAGAUGAUUUUUGCAAGUUCAGUAAAAAAAGGACAGGCAUCUUGUUCCAUAAAGCCCAUCGCACAUGAAAACUUGGAGCACAUACUCUUGCAUAACAUAUUAUGCAUAACGCAUAAGAAAAUUUAUUAAUCAGAAUCUUUUGCUUCUCUUCCUAAUAUAUAAAUAAACUCUUGGUAAAUUCUCUUAUGCAUUAUACAAAAAUCUGUUCCUAACUAAAGUACAUAACAGAAUUUAAGACCGCUGAACCAAUGAGCAUUUAGAAUAAAAUUGUCAUAUUUAUUGUAUUGCUGCUAUUAUAUAAGAUGCUCAUUGGUCCAAAUAGUUUAUACUAUUAGUUUUAUAUGCAGCUUUAUGCUAUUUUAUGUAUGAUGAACUUAAAAUGUUUAGACUUGCAUUGUACGUUCCAUAUAAUUGUGUAACCUAUAGCCGGUGUUCAUAAUUGUUUCUUAUUUUAAGAAAUGUCUUAAGGAAUGUCUUAAGACGCUAAUACGGUUUUCUGAUUGGUUGAUGACAUCUUAAGAUGGUAAAUAUAAGAAUCGACUAUGAAUACCGGCCUAUGCUACGAAAUCUAGCUUGUGCUAGAAAUCGAUCCGAGAUCUCGGAUAAAGUGAAUUGGCCAAUCAUAUUUAUAUAAUUCAGUCACCUAAUUAAUGCGAGAUUGAUUCAUUUUCUAUUCGAGAUUUCGAGCCGAUUUCUAACGUUAUGAAUAAUAGGUUUUACAAGUGUAUUUCUUGAAAUUUAUAAAAAUAAAUACAUAUUCGAAA